AAUACUAAAAGCACCCCUUUGUUAGACUUAUUCCCUCCCACCAACAGUAUCCAAUCCUAUAUUCCGGGGAAGAUUCUAAUUUCAUAAAUUCUGUUCAUCCCAUUUACUCUUAUUCUUCUUCUCUGUUGAAUAAAUUAUUCUACUUCGUUUUGUAUUUGCCUAUCUUUCGAUAAUAGCCACGAGAAGAACAAAACAAGAAAACACUUUCAACUUGAGUGUUUUUUUUUUCUUUUUUUGAUCAACUUGACUGGUUGGUGAAGUUCAAUCAUUGAUAUUGGUGCAAAUUUUGAUUGUGAUGAAGUUCUACGGAUUCAUUUUUUUGUUAAUUGUUACUCUGAGUGGUUCUAUGAGCUUUGGAGAAGCAGAGAGAAGAACACUUGGAGAUCAGCCACUUUCAAAAAUUGCUAUUCAUAAGGCAGUAGUUGCUCUUCACAGUUCAGCUUAUGUUAAAGCUUCUCCUUCUAUUCUUGGGUCCAGGGGAGAGAAUACUGAAUGGGUGACUGUUCAGUUUAGCUCACCAAACCCUUCAAAUGAUGAUUGGAUUGGAGUCUUUUCUCCGGCUAAUUUCAGUGCUGCCACUUGUUCACCUGAAAAUACUAGAGUGAAUCCUCCAUUUCUGUGCACGUCACCUAUUAAGUACCAAUUUGCGAAUUACUCCAGUCCAGACUACAAGAGAAGUGGGUCUGGGAAAUUGAAAUUACAAUUGAUCAACCAAAGGGGAGACUUUUCAUUUGCACUUUUUUCAGGUGGCCUCACUAAUCCAAAGUUGAUCGCAAUCUCGAAUGCAGUAACUUUUCAGAAUCCAAAUGCACCUGUUUACCCACGUUUGGCCCAAAGGAAAGCUUGGAAUGAAGUAAAAUUUAAAAUUUGUUCCUUCACCUGGACAAGUGGAUAUGGGAUUAAUGAAGCAGAACCAUUUGUUGAAUGGGGUCGACAAGGAGGAGAGAAGACGCAGACUCCAGCUGGAACAUUGACAUUCAGUCGUAAAAGCAUGUGUGGUGCACCAGCAAGAACUGUUGGGUGGCGGGAUCCUGGUUUCAUACACACAAGUUUUCUGAAGGAACUGUGGCCCAACUCAGUGUAUUCAUACAAGCUGGGGCAUAAGUUGUUCAAUGGUACUUUUGUUUGGAGUCAGGAAUAUAAAUUCAGGGCAUCUCCUUAUCCUGGUCAGGACUCAGUACAGCGUGUUGUUAUUUUCGGCGAUAUGGGAAAGGCUGAAGCUGAUGGAUCAAAUGAAUAUAACAAUUAUCAGCCUGGUUCACUUAAUACCACCAGAGAGAUUAUUCGUGACCUUAAUAAUACAGAUAUAGUUUUUCAUAUUGGAGAUAUAUGUUAUGCAAACGGUUACCUUUCACAGUGGGAUCAGUUUACAUCACAGGUGGAGCCUAUUACCUCGGUUGUUCCUUACAUGGUCGCAAGUGGAAACCAUGAAAGAGAUUGGCCCGGAACAGGAUCCUUCUAUGGGAAUACAGAUUCAGGUGGUGAAUGUGGUGUGCCAGCUGAAACCAUGUAUUACGUUCCUGCUGAUAACCGAGCUAAGUACUGGUAUUCGACGGAUUAUGGAAUGUUUAAGUUCUGCAUAGCUGAUACAGAACAUGAUUGGAGAGAGGGUACAGAGCAAUAUAAGUUCAUUGAACAGUGCUUUGCAUCUGCUGAUAGACAAAAACAACCAUGGCUGAUCUUUCUAGCUCAUAGAGUUCUCGGUUAUUCUUCUGGUUCAUGGUAUGCUGAGCAAGGAUCAUUUGAAGAACCAAUGGGAAGAGAGAGUCUCCAAAAACUAUGGCAGAAGUACAAAGUCGAUAUAGCAGUGUAUGGCCAUGUACACAACUACGAAAGAACAUGUCCUGUGUACGAGGUAAUAAUAACCCACAAUUUUAUGGUUUCGAGGUCACACUAUCAGGGUGCUUUAAACGGAACCAUCCACGUCGUUGCUGGUGGUGGAGGUGCUGGACUCGCGAAAUUCACCACCCUAAAGACCAAGUGGAGUUUGUUCCAAGAUUAUGAUUUUGGCUUCUUAAAACUAACAGCUUUUAACCAUUCGAACCUUCUUUUUGAGUACAAAAAGAGCAGCGAUGGAAACGUCUACGAUUCUUUCACUAUAUCCCGAGAUUACCGAGACAUCUUGGGUUGCACAGUUGACAGUUGCCCAAGUAUGACAAUGGCCUCAUGAUAUAUGAAAUGAAAUGCUUUUGGA
This is a messenger RNA of Papaver somniferum (opium poppy), 2194 nucleotides long. RefSeq names its product probable inactive purple acid phosphatase 1. The coding region runs from base 296 to 2170 and encodes 624 amino acids. The transcript is spliced from 13 exons. The record is from RefSeq and is a predicted model, not a curated record. NCBI's taxonomy places the organism in Eukaryota, Viridiplantae, Streptophyta, Magnoliopsida, Ranunculales, Papaveraceae. Gene Ontology annotation, molecular function: metal ion binding; acid phosphatase activity.